AUGACUCUCCUAACCGAGUACCCUCGUGCUCUCUCUGCCACCCACCCUCAGGAGAACCCCAAGAGCUGCACUUUCAUCCUCGUCUCAAAUGAAUGGAUGCACCAGAGAAGCACCAACACCAAACUGGGCCUGAAGAUCGCUCCUGAAGAGAAGGUCGUGUACCUCCUGUCAUUCUCCAGACACGAGCACGCGUUCCGAGUCACGAACCCCAGCCGCGCCAACCUAGGCAUCAUAUCCUUGGUCAGCGCCUUCUGCAAAGAAGGUGUCUCCCACAACACCACUGCUGUUGAAUCGGACGACAAGUUGAGCUUCACCUUGCCGUUGAGCCAGGUCCAUGACCGCUGCGGGGAGGACAACUGCGGUCUGGUGUUGCCUGAGCUCCGCAAGGAGGAUGCAUCCCUUUCGGUCACCUUGACCAUCAUGACCUUGAGCAAGGCUAUCCAGCUCUACGACUGGAAACGUGAGGAGUUUGGUGAUGGUUCCGGCAACGAAAAGGUCUUCGGUGAGGGCCUGGCCGCCCAAAUGCUCACCAAGGAGCUGGCCCUUGUUGUCAUCGUCUGGUUGUCGAACCAAAUCAGAAGCAAUGGCGUUGGCCGUGUCCCCAACAUCGUUGGCUACUUGCAAGUUCCGGCCAAUCAUCCCAUGUUUGCGCAAUUCUUGGGUAAUCUAAACAAGUCUUUCUUCGACCAGUACGGCGUUAUCUUCAACAUCCGAGACCUUCCUCAGGGUUAUACUCGCUCUCCUAUCUGA
This is a messenger RNA of Aureobasidium pullulans EXF-150, 750 nucleotides long. RefSeq lists its product as uncharacterized. The coding region runs from base 1 to 750 and encodes 249 amino acids. NCBI's taxonomy places the organism in Eukaryota, Fungi, Ascomycota, Dothideomycetes, Dothideales, Saccotheciaceae. The record is from RefSeq and is a predicted model, not a curated record. The transcript is spliced from 6 exons.